AUGAAGACCAACACAGCUUCCGAAAUAAUAAGACUUCUGGAGCAGACAAGCAUUCAUGUCUUUGAAAACAACAGUGAGCAAUCUCUGAACGUCUCCGAUUGUAUGACAAUUGCUGUGCCAGAGGAAAUCUUCUUCACCAUUGCUAUAGUAGGAAUCCUGGAAAACCUGCUAGUGCUUAUUGCAGUAGGGAGGAAUAAGAAUCUGCAUUCCCCCAUGUAUAUUUUCAUUUGCAGUUUAGCUGUUUCAGACAUGCUAGGAAGUUUGUCCAAGACUCUGGAGAACAUCUUAUAUAUCAUAUUUUGCAAAAUGAGACACCUUCCAUGUCGUGGAAAAAUGGUAACAACUCUGGAUGAUAUUGUAGAUUUCAUAUUUAUUUUAUCUUUACUGGGAUCGAUUUUUAGUCUUUUGGCCAUUGCUGCUGAUCGAUAUAUCACUAUAUUCUAUGCGCUGCGUUACCAUAACAUCAUGACUCAAAGGCGUGCUUUACUGAUUUUGCUAGUAAUUUGGGCAUUCUGUGCUGGGAGCAGCAUAGCAGUAGUGAUUUUCUCCCAUGAUAUUGCCACUAUUGUAUCUUUCAGUGCUCUAUUUUAUUUUAUGCUCAUUUUUAACCUCUGCCUUUACAUCCAUAUGUUUCUGCUUGCCCGUUCCCACGCCAUGAAGAUUGCCUUGAUGCCUGCAAGUUCUGUCCACCAGAGAGCUAGCGUGAAAGGAGCCAUUACAUUAACACUAUUACUUGGUGUUUUUCUCUGCUGUUGGGCUCCCUUUGUUCUUCACAUGCUUCUAAUACGUUUUUGCCCUGAAAACCCUUACUGUGUUUGCUAUUUGUCCAUCUUUCAUGUGAAUGGUAUAUUAAUCAUGUUUAAUGCUGUUAUUGAUCCCAUGAUUUAUGCAUUUCGAAGCCCGGAACUGAGAAGUACAUUUAAGAGAUUGUUCUGCUGCUGGCAGCCUAGCUGGGCUUAG
Molecule: messenger RNA, 960 nt
Organism: Python bivittatus (Burmese python)
Lineage: Eukaryota; Metazoa; Chordata; Lepidosauria; Squamata; Pythonidae
Gene: MC2R
Product: melanocortin 2 receptor
Biological process (GO): G protein-coupled receptor signaling pathway
Cellular component (GO): membrane
Molecular function (GO): corticotropin receptor activity
Source: RefSeq, a predicted model, not a curated record